Xylaria bambusicola is the source of this 4880-nucleotide messenger RNA. RefSeq lists its product as uncharacterized. NCBI's taxonomy places the organism in Eukaryota, Fungi, Ascomycota, Sordariomycetes, Xylariales, Xylariaceae. Gene Ontology annotation, molecular function: protein binding; hydrolase activity, acting on ester bonds. The record is from RefSeq and is a predicted model, not a curated record. Bases 166 to 4812 code for a protein of 1548 amino acids. The transcript has a single exon.
AAAUCUCGACAGAGAGAUUCGAUAAGUGAAAUACCCGAAGAUGUGUCCACCUCAUCCACAUCAGAUAUUACACGUGGUUGGAGAUCUGAAGUGCCGUCCAGAACGGCACUUUCAGUUUCUCACGGUCGCAGCUCAUCGCCUUCACUAUCUGGACUUGGUCUGCACAUGAUCCAUCAGCCGGAUCAUGCAACUGUCGAUCUAAUUUUUGUUCAUGGCUUAGGGGGGCAUAGCAUCAAGACAUGGUCAAAAAAUCAUGACGCUUCUCUAUUCUGGCCCCAGCUAUGGCUACCAUCUGAGCCUGGUGUUGAGAACGCCCGUAUAUUUACAUUUGGCUACGAUGCAGCCUGGCGUGGCGCAGGAAAGUCUGUUUCUGACAUUACCGACUUCGCGAAGGAGUUGUUAUUUGAGAUGCGAUUUGGGAAAGAUGCUGCUGGAGAAGAGUUAAAUUUCGGGAUAAACCCCAUCAUAUUCGUGGUCCAUAGCAUGGGCGGUUUGGUUACGAAGAAGGCAUGUCUACUGGGUCAGCAAGAUGCAACUUAUCAAGGAAUCAUCCAAGCGGUAUCGGCUAUCAUAUUCCUUUCAACACCUCAUCGCGGUACGUAUUUGGCCAAAAUCCUCAAUAGAGUUCUAUCUGCGUCUUUCCAGUCAUCUAAGAAUUUUAUCUCGGACCUCGACAAAGGCUCUUCCGCUAUCGAGGAACUAAACGAGCAGUUUCGCCGUCUAGCACCGAACUUGUCAAUCUGGUCUUUUUAUGAAACAUUGGCUACUUUGAUUGGGCCACGACAGAUAAUGGUGUUAGAAAAGGAUUCCUCAGUUCUAGGCUAUCCAGGGGAAAUCUCCCGAUCUUUGCAAGCUGACCACCAUGAUGUCUGCAAAUUCUCGAGCCCCACGGAUCCGAACUAUAUCACAGUUAGAAAUGCGAUCAAAACUCUAAUAGCGCAGCUUCGAGACAAAAAGCUAGGAGUAAAAGUCAUACCACCCAACAACACGGUAUUUGAAGAUGAGAUGAUGGUUAUCCAAGAUCAUUUCCACAACUGUCCCUCGACUGAGACUGAUUAUGACGCUAGUCGUCGUGCUUGGAUCCCAGGUACCUGUGAGUGGUUCCUUGAGGAGGAAGCAUACAUCUCUUGGCUUUCACCAUCAUCACCCAAACCCGCCAUACUGUGGUACACUGCACCUCCCGCAAAUGGAAAAACCGUCUUGUCCGCAUUCAUUGUCAACCGUCUGCGAAGCAAAGACUUAUCAUGUCAAUUUUACAUGUUCAAAUAUUCUGACAAUGACAAGAGUAUGGUAGUGAACUGUGUUAAGUCCUUAGCCUAUCAGCUGUCCACAACCCAACCUGAGUUCAGGAAACUGUUAGCUUGUUCCUCCAGGGAAGGCUUGGGCUUAGCUUCAUCAGAUCCUUUUCUGAUUUGGAAGAAUAUAAUCGAGAGUAUCGUGCUCAAAUCAAAUAUCACCACGACGAUAUACUGGGUCAUUGAUGCUUUGGACGAGUGCAACUCCCCGAAGACAUUUCUCGAGUGCCUCAAAACAUUUUCCGACCGACUACCUAUCCGAAUCCUAAUAUUAAGCAGGGACACCGAAUCUAUAUCUAUGGGUAUGAACCGGCUCUCUAGGGGCAUCCCUGUACUGAGGAUAGAAAAAUCGACAACAGGACACAACCAAAAAGACAUUGAGCGUUUAGUUAAGAUAGAACUUGAUCACAUGCGUGGAAGUAGUCAGUUUCGAGACCAACUCCUUCAAGAGAUUAUGGAACGCUCAGAAGGUAACUUUCUUUGGGUUCAGCAUGUCCUCGAGGAGGUCGCGAGUUGCCAUACCGAGGCAAAAAUACGUGAAGUCCUCGAUGACAUACCAAGUGACAUGACACUCAUGUUUCGCCGGAUGGAGAACAACCUCAUUGACUCUGUCAAGGGAUCCGAUAAACCACUCAUUACCGCACUACUUGAGUGGACUACUUGUGCCCAGCGGCCUCUAAGUUUGAGGGAAAUGUCACAAGCACUUCAACCGGAGUUUGGCAACUUCCUCGAUCUUAAGCGAACAAUUAAGGACACCUGUGGCCAAUUCGUGCAAGUAGACAGUCAUGGUAAAGUGAUCUUACUGCAUCAUACCACCCGCGAAUACUUUACUCACUCGUCAGAGAGUGAACUGCGCAUCGACCCUGAGAAAUGCCACGAAAGAUUAUUUGCAAAGGCACUGUCCGUAUUCAAAGAAGAUCUACGAUGGAGGCUACUACGGAACCAACAUGACCUUGAAUCAAGCGAGCCAUUUGUGUUCUAUGCCGCCGUCACCUGGCCCUUCCAUUUAGCCCAGAGCGCCACGACAUCAUCAGAAUGCUUGGAGGUUCUCGUAAAAAUCUUCUCGGGCCCUGGCGUCUUGGUCUGGAUCCAUUCUCUAGCAUUGCUUCGCCGUUUGGAGAUACUCGUCACGGCGUCGCAUGCUUUAAUUAUGCUUAUCAAGAACAUUGAAAGGUGUACCAUGUCGGACCCUCUACCAAAUCGCUCGUCGAACCUUAAGUUGUUAGGCAAAUGGGCAAUAGACCUCACCAAAUUAGUAGGCAGAUUCUCCAACCAAAUCUUAUCGAACCCCGGGGUACUGUAUUCUAUCGUUCCAGCUAUCUGCCCGCAAAGGUCCAUCGUGUAUAAGAAGUUCCAUAAGGCUGCAACAAUUAAGGUUACUGGGGUCGCGAAGGAGAGCUGGAGCGACAAUCUUUGCCGACUUUUUCUGCCAGAUGAGGCAGAAGCCCAAGCAAUAGCAUGUACAGCAAAACACCUCGCUGUUCUUGACUUCACAGGGUCAGUCCAUGUAUGGGAUGCGUCGAAUUUCUUAAAAAUAUCCACUAUCUACCACGGCGAACCAGUUAUAGCUUUUGCAAUAAGCAACAUAGGCGAUAGGCUGUGCACAUUCGGUCUAACGAGCACGAAGCUGUGGUUGACACUGUCAGGAGAACUACUAGAGUCGACAGCGAAUCCUAAAUACAUCAAAGCAAGAGACAUCGUCUUUGCAGAUAAUGAUUCCAGCGUCCUCUUAGGUGGUGAUGAUAACGUCAUCAGGCAUCUGGCUUGUGACAAAGUUUCCCAGGGUUGGCAGGUUCUGAACAGCGAUCUGCUUAAGACGAUAGUUCAAAUCGAUGGCGCUCUGACUGCCUCUCCAAAUUGCCUAGCUUUCAACGGAGACAGAACUCUAGUUGGCAUAUCAUUUAGGGGUGCGCCACUGUAUGUCUGGAGGCUGGGUGACGGUGCUUGCAUCAAGGUAUACAAAAGAACAGACAGCAUAAAAAUGGACCAAGCAUGUCUGGCUUCAAACUGGUUCACUGUGAACCAGUUUAUUUGGAAUCGCGUUACCGGUCACGUUCUCGGUAUUUGCAAAGGCGGGUGGAUUUUCAAGUGGCAUCCUAUAACAGAUGAGAGGACUGAAAUGCAGUUCUCUGCUGACGAGAUUGCAGCAAGCCCCAACGGAAAGCUAUUUGCCACUGGGAGUACCGAUGGAUCUAUUCAGAUAUGGAGCUUCUCUCAUUUUACUGUGAUCUAUCAGCUCGUGUCCGAAGACCUGGUAACAGCAAUAGCAUUUAGUUCAGAUAGCCGUCGAUUCCAUAAUGUUAGUUUCGGGACUGUCAACACCUGGGAGUCUGCUAGCAUGAUUCGCUUUCUAGAGACCGACUGGCAGACCGAUGCCAGAAGUGCGAAAGACCAAUUCUCUACGCAUGUAUCUCCGAUCAAUAAGGGCUCAACCAAUGAGCUUACGCCUAUUACUGCCUUUUCUCUUUCACCGGACAACAGAUCGUAUUGCGUUGGAUAUGAGCAUGGCCAAGUUGACUUUUACCAGAGAGGCUCUACCAAAGGUAAAAGACUUUCCCAAUUUCGCUUUUGCACGCCGAUAGUGAAUAUCCAAUGGAGCCCAGAUUGCCAUUCGGUUGCUAUUCGUGACCUUUCAUCCAACUUGCAGAUAUGGAGGCUCUGUCGAGUUUCUAAAGAGGACAUAUUACCGUCGGUUCUUCCCAAAGCUCGAUUUAACUUGGGUGGAUAUUAUCUCGAGACAAUCUUGUUUAGUUUAGAUGGGAAGAGAAUCCUUAUCGUAUCUAGGAAAGGUGAUGCUUUUGUAUGGUCCACCGAAGAUGGCAAAGUUACAGCAGAGUCCCGGAGCAGCAAACCUCAAUAUGAAGCAACUCGUGGAAAGUGGUUGUGUCACCCGAGAUAUUCAGAUAUUAUUCUUCGGUGUACUGAUGUUGGAGUUUAUGCUCACAGAUGGGACAAUCUGGCAAUCGAAUGGACUACAGCCUUUUAUCAGGAACCACAGAAGGUGGUGGGGAAAUUAUCAAGCCUCGACUCACGACCUUGGGCUCAGCUGACCAUAGUCAAGAGAGCAAUAUUGACGGAUGAGUCACAACAUAUCAUUUUGUUUACCACCGAUACCGCACGCUUCCAAGAAUAUCCCACUCGCUUACGGCUUGUUCCGGUAACAACCCUACGAGGGAGAGACGAGGUGGCAUUGACGAACGCAACCUUCGAUAGCUUAUCCAUUCCACUAGACAUUGUUCAACAUAUACUCAACCCCCUCGGAAUACUGCCAGGGCGCAGGCUAGUGUUCAUCGAUCGGGACCUCUGGGUGUGUUCAUACCCCCUCGGAAAGCGCUUCUAUUCCGCCACUGGCGCGCUUUAUAAUCGUUUCUACUUUAUUCCACGCAACUGGGUAUCGGCAAACAGUGUGGAACAAUGCCAGCUAGCAGAUGAUGGCACGCUGUUCUGGCCAAGGGGUGAUCGGGUGGUUCUUAUUGAGUGUAACCUAGAUGAGACGAAGCCCAAUUCGGUAUUUUGAGUUUAUGCCUUUGUACUACAGCGAAUAUACUCGCACUCUAAACGGAUGUUGAACUUUAGCAAAAGGUA